Molecule: messenger RNA, 714 nt
Organism: Paramecium pentaurelia
Lineage: Eukaryota; Ciliophora; Oligohymenophorea; Peniculida; Parameciidae
Source: the annotation of a GenBank genome assembly
AUGCUAAAUUUUAUUAAACAUCAAUAAACAACGUUUAUAAAAGUGCCAACAAAAUUUAUGUUUGAAAUAGUAAAGAAUGUAGAUGCUUAUUACUAAUUUUUGCCAGGAUGCUCUUAAAGUAAGACUUUCAAUCAUAAAUCUAAUUAUUUCGAAGGAGAAUUAGAAGUUGAUUAUAAACUAUUUAAAUCUUCUUAUAUUUCCAAAGUUUUUAUUCAAUAACAUCCUUAAUUUUAUACAAUUACUUCUAUAUCAGAAAAUAAUGCUGUAUUUAAAAUGCUUAAAAGUAUUUGGGAAUUAAAAGGAGAUGAAAAAUAGUGUUAAGCAAAUUAUAGUAUAGAAUUUUAGUUUAAAAACCCUUUAUUUUAACAUGCUUCAUCUUUAUUCUUGAAAGAAAUCGUAAAUUCAACAAGCAAUGCUUUUGAGCAACGAGCAUAUACAAUGUUUUAGGAACAAUAAAAAAAUUAAUCUCAUUAAGAAAAUAGAGAUGGAAAUACUCAUAUAGAUUCUGAGAAGAAUAGAAACUAAGACCCUUUAAAUAGAUUAAUAUCAAAAAAGUUAAUUGAUGAAUAAUAAUUAAAUCUAGUUUUAAGGAAUUAAGAAAUAUUGAAUUUGAUUAAAUAAAUGCAAAAUCUAUACUAAGAUCAAAAUUAAGCAGAUUAGAAAUGUGUUGAAUUUAUAAAAGAGUACUUGCUCUUAUAAUAGUUUAAAAUUUGA